Molecule: messenger RNA, 1472 nt
Organism: Euleptes europaea (tarantolino)
Lineage: Eukaryota; Metazoa; Chordata; Lepidosauria; Squamata; Sphaerodactylidae
Gene: ARL13B
Product: ADP ribosylation factor like GTPase 13B
Exons: 11
Coding region: 83-1333 (416 amino acids)
Biological process (GO): non-motile cilium assembly; receptor localization to non-motile cilium
Cellular component (GO): non-motile cilium; ciliary membrane; motile cilium
Molecular function (GO): GTPase activity; GTP binding
Source: RefSeq, a predicted model, not a curated record
CAGUCUUUGACUGUAUCUUCAGGACCUGUCUGCAUACUGCAUCUGUGAAUCGUGUGGUGUUUUGCAUGGCUGUUGCAUAGUGAUGUAUAGUCUGAUGGCCAAUUGUUGCAACUGGCUGAAGAGGUGGAGGGAACCUGUUAGGAAGGUGACAUUAAUCAUGGUGGGUCUUGAUAAUGCUGGGAAAACUGCAACCGUGAAAGGAAUCCAAGGAGAAUCCCCCGAGGAUGUGGCUCCAACAGUUGGCUUUUCUAAAAUUGACCUUAAACAAGGACGUUUUGAAGUCACCAUCUUUGACCUGGGAGGUGGAAAGCGAAUCCGAGGGAUCUGGAAGAAUUACUAUGCUGAAUCCUAUGGGGUAAUAUUUGUUGUGGAUUCCAGUGAUCUGGACAGAAUGGAAGAGACAAAAGAGACCAUGUCAGAAGUUCUAAAGCAUCCUAAGAUAUCAGGGAAACCUGUAUUAGUGUUAGCAAAUAAGCAAGACAAAGAAGGCGCAUUGGCAGAAGCAGAUGUAAUUGAGUGUCUGUCUCUUGAGAAGCUGGUCAAUGAGCACAAAUGCCUGUGCCAGAUUGAGCCUUGUUCUGCUGUUAUGGGCAGCGGGAAAAAAAUUGACAAAUCUAUAAAGAAAGGUUUAUUUUGGCUGUUACAUAUUAUAGCUAAAGAUUUUGACUCCUUAAAUGAACGGAUCCAGAAAGACACCACAGAGCAAAAAGCAUCUGAAGAACAAGAGAAACGAGAACGAGCUGAACGAGUGAGGAAGAUAAGAGAAGAAAGAGAACGGAAAGAGAGAGAAGAAGCUGAAUGUGAAGGAAGGAGCAUAUCGGAUGAAACUGACUCUGAGACAAUCACUGGCAACCCAUUUCAGCCUAUAUCGGCUGUAAUCAAUGAGAACAAAAAGAAAGUUGAAAAAGAGAAGAGGCAGAGGGAGGAGAACGAAAAGGAUGCCAUCGCCUUGAAGCUUAAAACCGAUCAAGAGCAAAUGGAGACUGAGAGCAUGAACAGUCAGCAAUCAAAUGACUGUAGGCUAGUAGACAGUUAUAAAGCUGCCAUAACACAACGGUUGGAACAUGAAGAUGAGAAUGACCAGCAGAUCUCAGAAAGUCUUGAUUCUGGGGACAAUGCCACCCUGAAUUCAGGAAUAGAGAACAGUAAAAAGAAACCAAAGAAACUAAAAUUAAAAAGGAGUCACCGAGUAGAACCAGUCAAUACUGAAGACAUAGUUUCCCCAAAUCCUACACCAGUAGCACCUCUUGCACCAGUUGGCUGGGAAACCCCUAAAAUUAACAGAAUUCGAAAACUUGAGCCUCUUGGUGAAACACGUCGUAAUGGCGUAUAAACAGAAGAAGGCAAGAGAAAAGACAGAAUAAAAGAGAUUUCUACGGGAAGCCUCUGCCUCCACUGACAAUACGGCAAAGACCUAACAGUGAUUCCCAUGACGUCAUUUCUUAACCAGGAGCCAUGCAGCAGCUUUAAAA